GACAAUAGGUUAUAGGCAAAAAAAGAAUGUCGAUGCGAGAAGUUGAUGGUUCUUAUUCUGGUCUGGAAAUGAGUUGGGCCUUUACCUCGUUUGGUGCUAAGGCGACAAUGUGAUUGCUGUGCCGUGAUCCCGUCAGGUAUCAAUAAAUACAGGCAACGUUGGGAUCUUCACGUUGCCGAAAGUUACUAGCCCAAGAUUGUUUCUUUUUCAUUCCUCUUAUAGAAAAAGCUGUAGGGUAAUGACCGUUUCAAUGACCAAGAUCCCCACGAGACGGAUGCAGUGUUUCGGUUGCUGGUGGGCGAAUGGAACAAGGGCCUGUAUAAGAGGCCAGAGAAUGAGAGGUGUGGGCAGGUCCUUUUCUUGCUUGCAAAUGACUCUUCACAUAUAUAUUCCUGCUCAGAAAUAUAUAAAGAUCUCUGAGAUGCUUGUUUUAUCGUCAUUUCACCGAAUGACAGGUGCUUUCAGUCACCAGAUUUGCUGCAGUCUGGAUGCUUCUGAUGGCGGGGCUGCUGUAGCAAUGCAAUGGUCAUCUGGGGAGUGCUCGAUUCAGUGCAUGAUAGUGGAGAUCCAUCCAUCAACAGCAGCCGUAUAAAUUCAAGUUUCCCUCAACAUCAAGAAGCAUAUUCCCAACAUGUGGUUUGAUACAGCAUCAAGAUACACAAACGAACCCUUAAAGUGACUGCGUUCAUGCACAUGAUAUCUGCAAGAAAGGCGCCACGCCCACGCCUAGUGAGACAUGUUCCGUCGUCAUCGUCCCAGGAACUCGGCAAUCAAAACGACUUCUGGAAGGGGCAUGCUCCAAUUGAGCCAUGUUAUUGGACCGACGCAUCGUGAGAAAGGAUGCCCACGAGAUCCCCAACAUGGGGGAUACGGUUCCUUAGUGGCUUGAGGGCAUGCGACAAGCUUAGCUCUUUGAGCUAUGUAACCUAGAGAACCGAUGACAGCUUGGGAAAGCGGUCUUGGUCCUGCAGUUGCGUUAUGACUUGCAGGAGAUCAGACCCAUGGAUCUGGUGUACCACAAUGAGGCUAUUCCUAGAUCUCGACAGUUCUCAUUGUGCGGCUCUGGCAGUACAGGUCUGACCAUGUAAUGCGAUAUGUAAUUAUCUAAUAUUCUGUCAUAAGCUGCCUGAUCAUAAUUUAACAUUUUGCA
Molecule: messenger RNA, 1150 nt
Organism: Fusarium odoratissimum NRRL 54006
Lineage: Eukaryota; Fungi; Ascomycota; Sordariomycetes; Hypocreales; Nectriaceae
Exons: 1
Coding region: 239-592 (117 amino acids)
Source: RefSeq, a predicted model, not a curated record